Periophthalmus magnuspinnatus is the source of this 1038-nucleotide messenger RNA. RefSeq names its product BCL2 associated athanogene 2 (gene bag2). Gene Ontology annotation, biological process: protein stabilization. NCBI's taxonomy places the organism in Eukaryota, Metazoa, Chordata, Actinopteri, Gobiiformes, Gobiidae. Gene Ontology annotation, molecular function: protein-folding chaperone binding; adenyl-nucleotide exchange factor activity. The record is from RefSeq and is a predicted model, not a curated record. The transcript has 3 exons. Bases 213 to 836 code for a protein of 207 amino acids.
CACAGACACCAUUUACAUCGAGCUGGUCUUCUCUCUUCUGGGUUUCUCGGGAAACUUCUGAGGACUGAGCAAAGGAAGUUCCAGCCCAUGUUUGGAAAUCCCGGCGGCAGUGCGUCCGUCCGCGCGAGGUAGUACUACAGGGAACAGCUGCAAGUGUCGGACACGCACCGUGACUUACUCCGGGAUAAACCAUUAGAAAACUCUUAAUCAUCAUGGCCCAGGCGAAAAUACAGGCAAAAAUGAACGAGUCCUCCGGCAGCAAAUUCAGCAGAACACUGUCCAUGGCGGAUCGCUCUGGAAGACUGCUCGAAACUUUGGAUCAGCUGGAAAUGAGGGUGGAGACUUUGCGCGACACAGCAGCGGCCAUGGAACAGGAAAGGGAGAGCAUCCUGGAAAUGAUUCAGUCUUUAAAAAACAGCCAAGAAAUGCGCAAUAUAUCUGAUGGUGAAAGAGAAGAGUUAACUUUAACCGCAGAGCGCCUGAUGGGGCGGACUCUGUCAGUGGAGGUCUGUGUGGGUACAAUCAGAAACUCCCAGCAGGAGGACGCCCUGCGCAAGGCCACAUCAAUAAUCAAUGAGAUUGUGAAGAAGUUACUGGAUGACAUGGAGGGCGGGCGGCGGUGUCUGCAGGCUCUGCACGCAGCAUGUGUCACGGAGGCGCCGCCUGUGCCCAUUGACCAAAAGUUUCAGGCCCUGGUCAUCAGCUGUGCUCUGGAGGACCAGAAGAAGAUCAAGAGGAGGCUGGAGAUGCUGCUGAGGAACACUGAGAACGCUGAGGAUAACAUUAAGCUAAUGGACAACUUAAAACUAGAUGAGCCCAGAGUCAAUGGACUGUAACGCUCGCCGACCUGUGGAAAAGAUGCCUUUUGUGAAGUGUGAACUGCAGCACACACAGAAUUUUGUACGAAAAUAAAUUUACUUUUUCACUGUUGCACCCAGUAUGGUUUACAUUACACUACCUCUUUUAGUGAAGGCAUCACAAAUCACACACGACACUGUAAAUGUUUGUACAAAAAUUAAAUAAAUAGAGUUCAUUAAA